Molecule: messenger RNA, 1461 nt
Organism: Micromonas pusilla CCMP1545
Lineage: Eukaryota; Viridiplantae; Chlorophyta; Mamiellophyceae; Mamiellales; Mamiellaceae
Exons: 3
Coding region: 1-1461 (486 amino acids)
Biological process (GO): proteolysis
Cellular component (GO): cytoplasm
Molecular function (GO): manganese ion binding; metalloaminopeptidase activity
Source: RefSeq, a predicted model, not a curated record
AUGUGCGAGGCGGACGCGGCCGCGCUCACCGCGUCCGACGACGUCUUCGAAUCCUACGGGAAGGGCCUCGCGGCGAUCGUCCACGACGUCGCGACCGCGGAGGAAUUCAAGGGCAAGGCUGGGUCGAGCGCGUUCGCGCGCGUUCCCGCCGCGAUGGGCCUCCCGUUCAAGCUCGUCGGCGUCGUCGGCGUCGGGAAAGCGGGCGAGAUCGGCGCGGACGCGUGGACCGCUCUCGGCGCCGCCGCCGCCGCCGCGGCGAACAAAGCCAAGUGCGAAUCGCUCGUCGUCGCCAAGUACUGGAUGGGCGACGCGCCCGAGGAGUUCGAGACCAAGGCGCGCGCGAUCGCGGUCGGCGCGUACCUCGGCGCGUUCGACGACCAACGCUUCAAGUCGGAGAAGCAGGCGAAGACGUUGCGAUUAAUCUCCGUCGCGACGCCAGCCGGCGCGGACGUCUCCGGCGCGCUGACGCGCGCGAAGGCGACCGCCGCGGGCGUCGCGCUCACGAAGCAGCUCGUCGCGGCGCCGCCGAACGUCGUGACGCCGACCGCGCUCGCGGACGUCGCGAGGGCGAUCGCGGCGGAGUUUAAGGACACGAUGUCGGUGAAGAUUUUGGAGAAGAAGGAUUGCGAGAAGCUCGGCAUGGGGUCAUUCCUGGGCGUCUCCGAGGCUUCGGACGAGCCGCCGAAGUUCAUUCACCUGACGUACACGCCCAAGGGGAAGAAAGCGAAGGACCUCACGAACGUCGCGGUCGUGGGCAAAGGCCUGACGUUCGACAGCGGCGGGUACAACAUCAAAGCCGGCGCCGGCAGCAUGAUCGAGAUGAUGAAGUUCGACAUGGGCGGCGCGGGCGCGACCCUCGGCGCCGCGCGCGUCGUCGCGGAGACCGCGCCCCCCGACGUCGCCGCGCAUUUCAUCGUCGCGUCGUGCGAAAACAUGAUCGGCAGCCGCGGCCUCCGCCCCGGCGACAUUCUCACCGCGUCCAACGGGAAGACCAUCGAGGUGAACAACACGGACGCGGAGGGGAGGCUCACGCUCGCGGACGCGCUCGUGUACGCGGAGAAGACCGCGGGCGCGACGAAGAUCGUCGACGUCGCGACGCUCACGGGCGCCAUCAUCGUCGGCUUGGGCCCCGAGGUCGCCGGCGUGUUCACCCCCGACGACGGCAUGGCGAGCGAGAUCGACGCCGCGGCUCGCGACGCCGGGGAGGCGUUCUGGCGGAUGCCCAUGCGCGAGUCGUACUGGGAGCAGAUGAAAAGCGAGAUCGCGGACAUGAAGAACACCGGGACGAGGGGCGGCGGGAGCAUCACCGCGGCGUUGUUUUUGAGGCGGUUCGUCGAGAGCGAGGACGCGAAGUGGGCGCAUCUGGACAUCGCCGGGCCGGUGUGGGACGACAAGAAGGGCGGUGCGACCGGGUUCGGCGCCGCGACGCUCGCGUCGUGGAUCUCGAACGCCGCGAAGUGA